GAUAGAGACAUAGAAAGAGAGAAAGAGAGAGAAAGAGAGAGAAAGAGAGAGAAAGAGUGAGAGAGAAAAAGAGACUCACCUCUUCUUGGCGAACGACAUAUCGUUCAGUGCUGCAUCGUUCGCUGGAGACCACCCGAGUCAAGAUACACGGACGUCGCGGAUGCGAAUUACCGAUUAUAUAUCGUCCCCGGUCGCCGAACUCGACAACAUGGCCGAACUCACCCUCGAAUAACAAGGAUUCGCAACCUCUAAGGGGAAGGACACACGAGCGACUGUGCGUCAGAUCGCGGACGUCUCUACGGCAAAGUGUGUACGGGGAACGAAGGUCGUGACCUUGUACGUGUACGCGUUUGAUACGCUGGUUUUUGUUUAUACGCGAUACUUGACAGCGGUGGCUUAGAUCUCUCGCAUCAGCGGAUUAUGGGUCAUGCGGAAUUUACACGGCGGGGUACUUUUUCGCUCGGGCGUCAUCGGAAAUGUUCAUCAUCUUGCCAUCUGACGGUGACACCGUCAACCGUGACGUUCGCUGUUUUAUCCGUGGGAAUUAAUGUUGAAUGCUCUUUUGAAUUGUUGUGUGUUAACAGUAGAACUAUUGAGCAUUUAAUACGAUUGAUAUGUAAAUGAUUAUUUUCAGUUUCUUUGGAUGUUCAUCGUAGUACUCGAGUGAAACUAUUUAUUUCCAAAAUCAUUUCGAAGAUUCAAUGCUUUUUAGGUAUAACCCUUCAAAGUUUUUCACUGGAAAUAUUUAACAUUUUACCCUUAGAGGGUUAACAUUUGUGGAACUAGGAGGAAAUUAUAAUUUUGAGUUGAAAUUUCGAAAGUGGUCUUUUGAUAUAGGUAGAAAUAGUGUUAAUUUGAUAAUUAUUGAAAGUUGAGUACAAUGGAAAACAUGUAAAUUGAGGGGAAGAUGGAGUUAGUUUUCAUGGGAGAACGUCGGGAAGGUUAAUUAAAACGAGGUUAGCUAAAACCAACGAAAAGGCCAGAACACGACUUACCAUUAUAAAUUUUACGAUAUACGGAACUAAUUGUAUUUAUUAUUUAUAUAAUAAAUAUGCCGUAACGUAAAAACGAAGCACUUGUAGAAAGUGUGUCAUAGCGUGUAACUGUAUUUUGCCAGAAUGACAGUGUCAUCUGUCAAAUACCGGUAAGAACUGUGUUACGAGUUCCCGCGCAAAAUUUGUUUUUAUUGCGAACACUUCUAACUUAUUGUCAAUCUAGAAACAGUUUAUUAUAUAAUUCAAUAUGAAAUUUCGAUGUAGAAUGGUAGAUGUGAUCUCUAUGAGAGAUUUUACGAACAUCGUUAACGUUCUUUCCCGAUUAACAAAACAGUGUACUUUGAGAAUAACGCCGAGCGAGUUGUGCCUCAGCGUUGGGGAUGAUCGAGUGUCGAUGGUUUGGGCAGAAUUAAGACAAGAUCAUUUUUUCACCGAAUACGUUAUGAGCGGUGUUACCGAUGAACAAAACGAAAUUUAUUUAGAAUUGGAUGCGACUAUGCUGGCUAGGUCACUGGGUUCUUUGCGAAUGACCGCGAAAAGUGUUAAAAUGAAAUUGACGAAUAAACGUCAGCCAUGUCUGACACUCGAGAUCGAAUUGCCUUCGUUGAACGUCGAGUCGAGGCAAUGUUUACAUGAUGUUCCAGUAAGAGUUAUACCACGGCGAGAAUGGCCGGAACAUCAAGCACCACUCAUACCAGAAUUCGAUAUAUCGCUAGACAUGCCGCAACUUAAGUACGUUAGGAAAAUUGUAGAAAGAAUGAAAAACAUGAGUCCUCGAUUAACGAUGAGCGCGGACAAGUCAGGUGUAUUUAUGCUCAAAGUUGAUACAGAUAGCGCGACGGUUUCCACUUAUUUUCAAGGUCUGCAGGUGUGGAGUUGCAGUCAACAGGAUGAGCAGGAUAAAAUAUCGGCUACCAUAGACGUUAAGAAGUUUUUUAUGUUUUUGGCGUGGGAUGUUGUACAUCCUGACGGCGUGAAAUGUAACAUACUUCAAGACAAGAUCGUUAACUUAUAUCUACACUUGUCAGAUUAUUUGAAAAUACAUUAUUUCAUUCCUUCGAUGACUACUUGAGUCAUUCUUUACAUUGUAAAUACCGUUUGUAAUGAUGCUGCCCGAAUACAAUAUAGAUAU
Molecule: messenger RNA, 2127 nt
Organism: Nomia melanderi (Alkali bee)
Lineage: Eukaryota; Metazoa; Arthropoda; Insecta; Hymenoptera; Halictidae
Gene: Hus1-like
Product: Hus1-like checkpoint clamp component
Biological process (GO): double-strand break repair via homologous recombination; meiotic DNA integrity checkpoint signaling; mitotic DNA replication checkpoint signaling
Cellular component (GO): nucleolus; checkpoint clamp complex; site of double-strand break
Source: RefSeq, a predicted model, not a curated record